Messenger RNA from Drosophila takahashii, 1872 nucleotides. The record is from RefSeq and is a predicted model, not a curated record. NCBI's taxonomy places the organism in Eukaryota, Metazoa, Arthropoda, Insecta, Diptera, Drosophilidae.
UACGUUUAAUCACCUUGUCGCUUAAGUAAAUAGUUAAAUAUUUGUUAUAAAAUAUUUAUUAUAAUUUUAAAUACAAGCUUUAAUGUAAUAGAGUAGUCACACUUAGAAAAUAAUUGCAGAAAUAGCUUAGCUUGUUCGAUGAUUCGGAUACGACGAGCAAUUUGUGAGCAGCUGCCCCAGCUGAAGAACGUGUGCCAUGCCCUGGAGGUGCCCGUCAAGAAACAGCUCCUCCAGAAUGGCCGGCAACCGACUCUGGAGUGGAUUCUGCCAUCUGCGGUUGCGCAACAGGAAAGGGAGCUACUGGACGUUGUCAGUCGGCACCAAUUCGAUGAAACCUACGUAGAGAAAGUCCGGAUAGUGCCCAGUGCUGGACGCAGUUCAGCCAAGAUCGAGUUCCAGCUGCAGCCCCAGGCCUUUGUGGAGCAGCUCCUCCAGGCCAAAGAGAAUACUCUACAGCCUUCGCCUUCCUCUGCGGAGCACAUAGUGGUGGAGUAUAGCUCGCCAAACAUAGCUAAGCCCUUCCACGUGGGCCACUUGCGCUCCACGAUUAUCGGCAAUGUCCUGGCCAACUUGCACCAGCAUCUCGGUUAUCGCACCACCCGCCUAAAUUACCUUGGAGACUGGGGCACGCAAUUCGGCCUACUGGCACUGGGUGUCCAACUGACGAAAGUUUCAGACGCGGAGAUGCAGGCAGCGCCAAUAGAAACGCUCUACAAAUCCUAUGUGGCUGCCAACAAGGAAGCUGAAGAAAAUCCAGAGAUCGCCCAGCGAGCAAGGGAACUCUUCGCCGCCCUGGAAGCAGGCACCGAUGAAACUAUGGCCGCGCAAUGGCAGCAGUAUAGAAAGUACACAAUAGACGAUCUAUCCAAGGUCUACAACCGAUUGGGCGUUCGUUUCGAUAGCUACGAAUGGGAAUCCCAGUACUCCCAGCAGCAAAUUCAGGAUGUUCUGGACAAACUGCGCAGUGCUGGCCUCUUGCAACCAGAGCUAGAUGGUCGUGAGAUUGUCGUGGUGGAUGGCAGACGCAUUCCAGUGAUCAAGAGCGAUGGCUCCACUUUGUACUUGGCCAGGGACAUCGCUGCCUUGCUCGAGAGACUCUCCAGAUUCCAGUUCUCACGCUUGCUUUAUGUGGUGGACAAUGGCCAAGCGGAUCAUUUUAAUGCCCUCUUUAAAACGGCGGUGGCUGUCGAAGAUCGCCUGAAUCUGGAUCAGCUGCAGCAUGUUAAAUUCGGCCGCAUUCAUGGGAUGAGCACUCGCCAGGGAAAGGCAAUCUUUUUGAAGGAUGUUCUGGAUGAAGCGCGAGAUAUAAUGCGAGAGAAACGAAACUUCAGUGCAACCACCAAAGAGAACCACUCCCUAAAUGACGAACAUGUAUGUGAUAUCCUGGGCGUCUCUGCUGUCCUGGUCAAUGUCCUUAAGCAGCGUAGGCAACGAGAUCACGAGUUCAGCUGGCAGCAGGCGCUUCAAGUAAAUGGGGAUACGGGGAUCAAGCUCCAGUACACACACUGCCGGCUGCACAGUUUACUUGAUAACUUCAGGGAAGUGAAUCUGGACGACAUCAAGCCCGACUGGCAGCAUUUCGCACAGGAGCCAGCGGAUGCCUUAGACCUGCUCUACGAACUUGCUCGCUUCGAUCAAAGCAUUUGGCAAUCGAAGGAGCAACUGGAGGCCUGUGUGCUAGUAAACUAUCUCUUCGGAUUAUGCAAUGCCACCAGUCGAGCGUUAAAACGAUUGCCUGUAAAACAAGAGAGCUGCCUGAAAAAACAGUCCCAGCGCCUGCUUCUCUUCCAUGCUGCCAAGAAAACACUGCAAAAGGGAAUGAAGCUCCUGGGGCUGCGUCCACUCGACCAAAUGUAGACUCAUAUCUGUUAA